This is a messenger RNA of Psylliodes chrysocephalus, 900 nucleotides long. The record is from the annotation of a GenBank genome assembly. NCBI's taxonomy places the organism in Eukaryota, Metazoa, Arthropoda, Insecta, Coleoptera, Chrysomelidae.
AUGUUUUUGCAACAAAAUCCUGAGAAAAAGGUUUCUUACGAGACUUACAGAACUAUAUUUGUAACUAAAUUCAACAUAAGUUUUGGCUAUCCACGAACGGAUACCUGCAGUGCCUGUGAUGAGCACAAGGCCAAGAAAAUAAGCAUCAAAAACGAUCCUUCACAAAAAGCGCUUUUAUCUCGUUUGGAAACGGAACAUAAACUGCAUCUUCUAAAAGCUGAAACGUUUUACAAAAGAAAGAGAGCAGCUCGUUUAAAUUCUCAAAAAAUUCCACAUGACGCUGAUAGACCUGUACAUGUUCCACCUAAAGUAUUACAGUCUAUCGAAUCAGAAUCUUCAACAGAUUCAGAAAUUGACAUUUUUGAGCCAUCUACCUCAGGAAUCCGUGAACCGCAGCUAUUUUCUCAUGUAGAACUGAACAACUUAGUCAGGGAUUUGGGACUUCCAAAAGACCUCUCUGAGGUUUUAGGAUCAAGGUUUAAAGAAAAAAAAUUACUUGCUCCAGCUCUAGACAAAAAUUGUGGUUGCUUUAAGUACUUGUGUGAAACAUUUCCGGGUCUCUCUGAAGCUAAAUUAAAAGAAGGCAUCUUUGUUGGGCCACAAAUAAGAAGGUUGAUGAAAACUAAUGAAAUUGAGAUGGUUAUGCAGGAAGACGAAAAAGAAGCAUGGACAGCUUUUAAACAAGUUAUAAAUAAGUUUCUAGGAAACUACAAAGACCCUGAAUUUGAAAGUAUUGUUGAAAACAUGUUAGACAAAUUUAAAAAGUUAGGCUGUAACAUGAGCUUAAAAAUUCAUUUUCUACAUGCUCAUCUUGACUAUUUUCCAGAUAAUCUUGGCGAUGUCAGUGAAGAGCAAGGGAAGCGCAUUCACCAGGACAUAAAAGAGAUGGAACGGCGAUAG